Messenger RNA from Leishmania major strain Friedlin, 984 nucleotides. RefSeq lists its product as hypothetical. NCBI's taxonomy places the organism in Eukaryota, Euglenozoa, Kinetoplastea, Trypanosomatida, Trypanosomatidae. Bases 1 to 984 code for a protein of 327 amino acids. The transcript has a single exon. The record is from RefSeq and is a predicted model, not a curated record.
AUGGCACCUGACGGGCCGGACACAGUGACGGAGGCCAGCGUUCUCGCCACCCCUCAGGGCAAGGCGGCGGACGGGCACCUGGGUUGUGCGACACCGCAGGUCCGCGGCCGCGACGAGACCUUGCUCACCGAAGAUGCAACGGCCUCGAAGCUGCACGGCGAGAUGAACGCGACCGCGUGUCGUGAAGAGGACGAGGAUGACGAGCGCCUUUCGCAGAGCUCUGCGGAGUCGUGGGUGGAGCUGAACAUGGCAGAGCAAGGGAAACCUUCCGAAACAGAAUGUGCUCCUGCGGACGUGUCUGCAUCUACGCCGGUGGUCGAUGUAGCGCCACCGGUCGUGCCCUUCCUUGGUGCGUCGGAGGAUGCGGGGGACGAGCACUCGCUGGGUGUGCUUGAGGCGCAAGAGGAAGCAGCACCGUCUCCGCCGGCCCCUCAGGAGCCUUCGUGCACCCAGCUGAGGGCCACCGAGGUGGAGGUGUCGGCGCUCAUUCCUCUUCUGAUGGUCGACGAGGCCACCGCACGCGUUAGCGAGAUCGAAGCCGCCAUUAAGGAGGCAGAGCCAGAGCAGCUCUCUUCGUACUGGUCCGACGGUGCCUGCAACAGUGACGACCUUGCCUCCAUGUACUACGACGAGAUGCAGAGAAGUCAGACGGUGAACGUGGACCCUGACAGCAUGAUAUCCGUCUCGGAGUCGAGGGUCGCUGCAAACCGUGCGCCGAUGGUGGACAGCACGGAGGCGCUGCGUCGUCGGGUCAUUCAGGAGGACUUCAUGCGAACUGAGCGAGGUUCGCCGGAUGUGCCUCCGGAGGAGCGCGUGGCCAUCGUUGAAGCUCUCUUCGGCAACUUUGGUAACGAACCGAUUUCCGCAGAGACAUUCUGUGAAGUCAUGGUGCCGUAUAAACGCCACUGCGAAUGCCUCGGUGCUUCCUACGGCUUUCAUCACCAAGGCUGUCGGUUCUUUGCCGACUUCCCCAUCUCCCUGUAG